UCUCUCUCCCUAAAAAAAAAAAAAAAAAUUCCUUUUAUUAUAUUUCUCUCUCUUCCCCUCUCUCUAUCUCUCCCCUUUCUCUCCUUGACAGCACGAUCGACAGCGCUCGGAUCGAAUUCCGACCAGAGAAACAAAACCCUAAAAUCUCUCCAUCUCCCUCCAAUUUCAAUUCCCCCCAAACCCAAAAAAAAAAAAAAAAAAAAAAACCCACAAAAGCUUUUUGCUUUUUCUGCAAGAAUUCGAUACCAAAGCAAAACGCACACUUCGUUCUUCGCCGUCGAUUGCGUUCGUCCCCAAAAAAACACUAGGGUUUUUAUCGCCGUCGUAAUAAUCACCUCGAUUAUUUUCCGUUUCGUUUCGUCGCCGAUUCAGAGAGAGAGAGAGAGAGAGAGAGAGAGAGAGAUUGGGUUUAGGUUGUGUGUGUAUAUACAAUGGCCUUGAACUUUUCGCAUCGACCAAUCUUUCCGGCGCAUCUGGCUGAGGACAAUUUGGUUGCGCCAAUGAGGAUUGCUAAUGGGUAUCUUGUUGAGGGAGUUUCGGAGAGGAAUGGAGAUGGGUUUGGGAGGUCGUGGAUUUCUAGCCGGGAUGUUGAGGAUCGGUUUGAUUAUGGAAGGGAUAGGUGUGAUAGGAGUGGGUCGCAGGAGUCUGUUUCGAAUGAUGUUCUUGAUCUGUUGCCUUCGGAUCCGUUUGGUAUGGACAUAAGUACCACUUUUACGGCCAUCACGGGUUGGCUGGAGGACUUUCAAGCUGAUUAUGGUGGGUAUGGCGGGAAUGAGGUUGGGACAAGUGAUGGGAGUUAUCAGUUAUUCGCGGGGUUGAAUUUUAUUUGGAAUAAUGCUUUGAAGUACCAGAGUUUUUCGGGGAAUAUGGGGGUUGAUUAUAGGUUUGAUGUAGCGGGUGGAAUUGGGGGGUGUUCUGGGAAGAUGGAAGUUGGUGAUACAUCUUGCCGUGGUGGUUUUGGAUCAGAUUGUAACGUGGAUGGUAUUCUGGGUUUGGGCAAUGAAACUCCGGGAGUUUCUGGCCAACAAAGUGAAGCUUGUCCUAAAGGUAAUGGGAUUUGUUCUGUUGGAGAUAGCGGAGCUCCUCAUGGGGCUUUGAAUUUUGCCCUUGGUUAUCUGGGUUUGCGGGAUCUUCUUGUUGUUGAAACUGUUUGCAGAUCUCUUCGUUCUACGGUUCGAGGCGACCCUCUUUUGUGGAGGAGUGUACACAUUGAUCAACCUUUGAAUGAGAAGAUUACUGAUGAAGUUCUUUUGCAAUUGACUAAUAGGGCUCAAGGUAGUCUUCAAUGCCUGAGCCUGGUGGAGUGCCCAAGGAUCACUGAUGAUGGUCUAAAACGUGUGCUUGAUAGUAACCCUAGGCUAACCAAGUUGAGUGUGCCUGGGUGUACAAGACUCAGCAUUGAGGGUAUUGUGAGUUGUCUAAAGGCUUUCAAGUCUGUGGGCACUCUAGGAGUGAAGCAUUUACGAAUUGGUGGACUUUAUGGUGUAACACAAAAGCAUUUUGAAGAUUUGAAGUUUUUGUUGGGCAUGAAUGAUAAUAUGCAGCAGAAUGCCCGCAAGCCACAUUUCUAUCACAGAGGAAAUUUUUAUCUGUCCUGUGAUGAUGAUCGUUCGAUUGAUAUUGAAAUGUGCCCAAGAUGUCAGAACAUGAGGCUUGUUUAUGAUUGCCCGGCUCAGGGUUGUCAAGGGAAAGAGCAUGCAACUCAGGUAUGCAGGGCAUGCACGCUUUGCAUACCACGGUGUGUGCAGUGUGGUCGGUGCAUUAAUGACAGUGAAUAUGAGGAAACAUUUUGUUUGGAGUUGCUUUGCUCAGAUUGUUUGAACCAGCUACCAAAGUGUCAGGAGAGGCAUGAUAGAAAGUUUGGCCCCUCUAAGCCUGCUCUUCUAUAUGAACAGAGUCAUAGCUUUUCUCUUCAUGGCUAGAGAUGGAUAUCUGUGUAUGUCUGCUGGUUUCACAUUGUGGAUGAGAUAUAGCAAGAGUGGUCAUCUGGAUUGCUAUCAUGAAUAUAUGUAAGGCAGCUUAGAAGAGUAUGUUUCCAUUUCUUUCUCAGUAUGUCCUGAGUCAGUUGACUGUCGGGUUCUGCCUGUGGGUGGACUUCAACGUUGGCUGGAUGCAUUUGGUAUAUUCUGAGUAUGGAGUUAAUGUCUGUAUUGAUAUGGAGGGAAAGGGUGAAAAAAGAAAAAGGAAAGAAAUAAAUAGAAAAUGUAAAGAAUAUUAUGAAGAAAUUCUCUGCAUGAAUUCCAAGAUGAUCUUAUUGUUGUAGGUGGUUCUCGUGAAUAAAUCUAAUUAGUGCAUUGAUUUGUACUUGGAUAUUCAGAAGUGUCAGUGAGUAGGUGCAGAAGUGGGAUUUGAUAUUUCAGCGCCGUCUUGCAGGAGUACGAGAUGUUGUAGAGAACAAAGUAAAAAGAAAGAUGACUCGUCUGUUAUAUGAUAUUGGUAGUCAUUCUUCAAUAACUUGUAUGCUGCAUCGGGGAAGGAAGCAGUGAUAUUUAUCUGAUAGCAGUGAAAUGGGAUGUCCUUUUGGUCUCAGUCACCCAAGGAUGUUUAAUGGUUAUUCUUCCUGCCAUUCUUAUGUAUGUGAUACAGACCGUUGUUGGAGCUGUAUUUUCUGUGACAAACGGCUAUGAAUAAUGGAGCCUCUUUUUUGCAGGAGGAUAUCUCUUGUUUGAGCUGGGAAGUCUUAACAAACUGUGUGCUUUGGUCUCUAAUAUAUCUCCAUUCUCAUUUAUUAUUAUUUUCUGGCUCCUAGUCCUGGGUUUCCUUCCUCGAUUGUAGAAGUAACGGUUAAUUUUUUCCUUCCACGGUGAUUGUUAUUUUUCAUUACAGAUGGCCAUUGUACUUUAUGUUUCUUCCCAUUGGAUGAAGAUUUUUGUCGGGCUCAGUUAUAGUUGUCAAACUGUGUAAGUUUAGAUUCUCAUGCCAAAAGUGCUCUUGUUUCUUUCUCUUGAAAGAUGUCAGUUUUUGGCAUGUAGCUAGAAGAAGUAUUGAACACUAGUCAUUUAUUAAAUUGAAUGUUUAACAAUUCUACUUAAGCAAUAAGCAUCUA
This is a messenger RNA of Quercus lobata, 3046 nucleotides long. Its product is annotated as Ribonuclease inhibitor. Gene Ontology annotation, cellular component: cytoplasm. Gene Ontology annotation, molecular function: protein binding. The transcript has 3 exons. Lineage: Eukaryota; Viridiplantae; Streptophyta; Magnoliopsida; Fagales; Fagaceae. The record is from RefSeq and is a predicted model, not a curated record. The coding region runs from base 432 to 1922 and encodes 496 amino acids.